AUGGCGCUUAAUUGCUCGGCCCAUUCCCCAAUGCAGGUCACGCAGUUCGCGUGCGGCGGCUUCGUGGUCGGGUUCCGGUUCAGCCACGCCGUCGCGGACGGCCCCGGCGCGGCGCAGUUCAUGUCGGCGAUGGGCGAGAUCGCGCGCGGGCGCGCCGCGCCGUCGCUGACGCCGGCGUGGGGCCGCGAGGCGAUCCCGAGCCCGCCGGCCGCGUCCGUGGGCCCGCUCCCGGUCCCGACGGAGCUCCGGCUGCAGUAUCUGGCCAUGGACAUCUCCACCGACUACAUCGACCACUUCAAGGCCCGGUUCCUGGAGGAGACGGGGCACCGGUGCAGCGCGUUCGAGGUGCUGAUCGCCAAGGCGUGGCAGGCCCGCACCCGCGCCGCCGGGUUCGCGAGGGGCUCCCCCGUGCACGUGUGCUUCGCCAUGAACGCGCGGCCGGCGCUCCGCCCCCGCGCGCUGCCCGACGGGUUCUACGGCAACUGCUACUACAUCAUGCGCGUGUCGGCGCCGGCGGAGGCCGUGUCGGACGCGCCGCUGAACGACGUGGUCCGGCUGAUCCGCGAGGGCAAGAAGCGGCUCCCGUCCGAGUUCGCGCGGUGGAGCCGCGGGGAGAUGGGCGACGGCGGGGACCCGUACCGCAUCACGUCCGACUACCGGACGCUGCUGGUGUCGGACUGGUCGCGGCUGGGGUUCGCGGAGGUGGACUACGGUUGGGGCGCCCCCGUGCACGUGGUGCCCCUCACCAACCUGGACUACAUCGCGACGUGCAUCCUGGUCCGCCCCUCCGCGCACAAGCCCGGCGCGCGCCUCAUCACCCAGUGCGUCGCCGCCGACGGCGUCGACGCCUUCCACCGGGACAUGAUGCGCCUCGACUGA
Molecule: messenger RNA, 879 nt
Organism: Triticum turgidum subsp. durum (durum wheat)
Lineage: Eukaryota; Viridiplantae; Streptophyta; Magnoliopsida; Poales; Poaceae
Source: the annotation of a GenBank genome assembly